This is a messenger RNA of Zygotorulaspora mrakii, 1203 nucleotides long. RefSeq names its product Aim24p (gene AIM24). Bases 1 to 1203 code for a protein of 400 amino acids. The transcript has a single exon. Gene Ontology annotation, cellular component: mitochondrial inner membrane. NCBI's taxonomy places the organism in Eukaryota, Fungi, Ascomycota, Saccharomycetes, Saccharomycetales, Saccharomycetaceae. The record is from RefSeq and is a predicted model, not a curated record. Gene Ontology annotation, biological process: inner mitochondrial membrane organization.
AUGAGCGGUAAAGUUUGCAGAAUAUUUCCUUCGAAGCGAUUCAUCUCAUUGAUAAGGCCAACUGAGACGACUUGUAUUCCAACGCAAGUUGAGUUGAAAAAUGCCACUGAUGCAAGUACACAAUCUUUAUUCUCUGAAGGAGAUAAUGAUGAGUUUUUGAGUACCUCAAGAUUCCAGGUACUUGGUCAACCAGCUACAAUGGCAUCGGCACUAAUACCUCCAUCGAUUGACCUUUACGUACGCCGUGGAUGUUUAGUCUCCUUGCAUGGUUCACGUUCAAUUUCAUUGUCGCAUGAAUGGCAAAGCGUUUGGUUCAACUUGACAAGAUAUUUCACUCUUAAACCCUCAAUCUACUAUAAGUUGAUAUCUACAGCGAAAUUUAAUGCUUUGAUAGCCCCUAAUUUUACUUCGAAUAGAUUGGGACCGAUAUUGGGCCUGUCAUCCUCACCAUUUAGAACCUUGUGUUUGCUGAGCCUAGACGGUACCAAGGAUUGGAACAUUUGGGGUAAAGAUUCAAUAGUUGCCUACGAGGCUAAUACAAGUCUGGACAUCAAGCCAUCAAAGUUUUCCAUUUUCAAGAGUCAAAGACCAGUCUUUUCAUCAAAAUAUCAAAUUUUACAGGGUCGUGGUAAUGUCCUCUUGAGUGGAUCUGGUUCUGUUUACACAAUUGAAUUGAAAGAUGCGAGUGACGAAAUAAUUAUCAAAUCAGAACAUCUGCUUGGUCUGAAUGGCUCUUCUCAAUUGAAUAUCAAGGACUCCGUUGAGGUACAGACUUUGGCACCCUUACAGAAGAAAGAUGAAAAACUAUUGAGUAAAAGACCACCAGCUGGCGAAAUUAGAGACUUUGAUGUUAGGAUGUUCUUCGAGAUAUCUCGUGAUAUCUUCGCUAAUACCUGGAAUUGGUUGAAGAGAGUUUAUUCAACUCAGCUAAACGGGCCAAGCAAGUUUUUAAGAAUAAAAGGACCGAGGACCUUACUUUUGCAAAGUUCUUACAAUGUCUAUUUGCCAGCUUCCGCAAAAGGCAAGAGUCUUUUACAGGUUGACUCGAAUCCUGCUCUUUCGUCGUCAAUACCACUCACAAAAUCACCCUCUAAAGAUUAUUUGAGCUACGCUUCCGUGUUGAAAGACGGACAAGUUGACUUUCGUAGCACAGAAGACUUUAGUGAGACUCUCAAGCACACCAACAGCAAGCAGCAAAAUUGA